Drosophila obscura is the source of this 408-nucleotide messenger RNA. RefSeq names its product pupal cuticle protein C1B. The record is from RefSeq and is a predicted model, not a curated record. The transcript is spliced from 2 exons. Lineage: Eukaryota; Metazoa; Arthropoda; Insecta; Diptera; Drosophilidae. The coding region runs from base 74 to 316 and encodes 80 amino acids.
UCCGAUGCCGGGGAGCAGCAGAUAUCAGUCUACUGCCUGAGAACCAACCAACAACAACCAACCAGCCAGCAACAUGUUCAAAUUCUUUGCUCUGUGCCUGUUCGCCGUUGUGGCCUGUGUGGCUGCCAAGCCCGCGGUGAUUGCUGCCCCACUGGCGUACAGCGCCUACUCCUCCCCCUUGGUGGCUGCCUCCCCCUACUCGUCCGCGUACACCGCCGCCUACACUGCCCCCGCCUACGCUGCCUACUCCGCUUACUCCGCAUAUCCCUAUGCGUCUGCCUACUCCGCAUACCCCUAUGCCGCCUACUACCGCUAAUCGGAGACGGACUAAGGAGAGGAUCAUCCUCCCACUGGCAUGACUGGCAACUGGACCCCCACCCCGCAACAAUAUGGAUACACCUGCACCAC